Anas platyrhynchos (mallard) is the source of this 511-nucleotide messenger RNA. RefSeq names its product ribosomal protein L27 (gene RPL27). Gene Ontology annotation, biological process: translation. The record is from RefSeq and is a predicted model, not a curated record. Gene Ontology annotation, molecular function: structural constituent of ribosome. Gene Ontology annotation, cellular component: ribosome. NCBI's taxonomy places the organism in Eukaryota, Metazoa, Chordata, Aves, Anseriformes, Anatidae.
UGAAAGGCCGGCGGGCUUCCUUUUCCGGUCUGGGCGCCAUCGGAGCGGCUGUGUCGAGAUGGGCAAGUUUAUGAAGCCGGGGAAGGUGGUGCUGGUGCUCGCCGGCCGCUACUCGGGCCGCAAGGCCGUCAUCGUCAAGAACAUCGAUGAUGGCACCUCCGACCGGCCCUACAGCCACGCACUGGUGGCGGGCAUCGAUCGCUACCCGCGGAAGGUGACGGCGGCGAUGGGCAAGAAGAAGAUAGCGAAGAGGUCCAAGAUCAAGUCGUUCGUGAAGGUUUACAACUACAACCACCUGAUGCCCACCCGGUAUUCCGUUGACAUUCCCCUGGACAAAACCGUUGUCAAUAAGGACGUGUUCAGGGACCCUGCUCUGAAACGCAAAGCGAGGCGUGAAGCCAAGGUGAAGUUUGAGGAGAGGUACAAGACGGGCAAGAACAAGUGGUUCUUCCAGAAGCUACGAUUCUAAUCUUGUAAUAAGGCGGUGUCAAUAAAUGUUUAUUAAAAACCA